AAUCAUGGCUGCCGUGCGGCCUAGAGACCAAUUUCGGUUGCACCGUGUAUCGUCGAGCGAAGAGCGACGUUGCGGGAUGCUAGGCCACCCCGAAUCGUCGUUGAAGACGAAGAACUCACCAGCGCGUCGCCUCUAAAAAAAGUGGCCGCGAUGCUGCAUGGACGGUGGUACGGAUAAGGGCGCAAAAAACCCCCUGACCGCGGUUUCCUGUGCCGCACUUGUGUGUGUGUGUGCGUGUGUGUGUGUGCAUGUGGAAUCGGUGACAUUUUGGAAAACACUGGCGCCCUGAAAGCCGAGAGGAGUUACGCGAAAAACGACGUAGCUGGGAGGCUUCGCGACGAGCAAUGUCGCGCGCCAGAGCUGACCCGUGGACCGUAAGCCUAACGUGGAGGCCAGGAAUCCGGGGUCACCAUUGACGGCGCGGCGACUUGCGCGGUCCCCUUGACAUGGAGUGCCCCCCGCGGGGCCUCCGGAGGGGCCGUCUCGUUCUAGGGGGCCGACCGCCGACGCUAGACCUCAUCGAGAACCCGCUGUACGAGGCCGGAGGACAGCCUCCCGUGCCCGCGCCGCGUACCCUCCCGCCGGCGCGGACGCAGCAGCAGCAGAAGCAGCAACAACAGCAACAUCAGCAACAGCAAAAGCAGCAACCACAGCCAAAGCUGACGCAGCAGACAGCAGCCAUGCACCACACCUACCCACCACCAUCGCAGCAACCGUACGGCGGCUCGCGAGGGUCGUCUGCGCAAUCCUCGUUGUCGUCUGCUGUGGUGCCGACGGCCGUGGUGCCGGCAGACGACGACGUCGAAGUCCGACGGAGGCCCAAGCUGUCGCGGAGUGAGACCAUCAAGAGAUACGUGAGGAAAAAUACUGCUUCGUUUUUUGGUCUUGACGAGGAGUCUGCGCCCGAGAGCUGCCAACGAUGGACGCUGCGGCGAAAGCGACUGCUGAGCAAGCGCUACGGCGAGAUCAAGGAGCAGUACAUGCGAUCCAAGGACUGGCACCUGUCGCACCUACAACCUCUCCGCGCGGACGACACCCAGGAUGCGGUUGUGCGGAGGACCGUCUCUGCGAGGGAGACCGCGGCCGAGCCGUUCCACCGCGACCCGGUCUACAAGAUGACCUGGGAUGGCCUCUCCUUCCUCACGACGGAGGUGCGGAAGCGGCUUUCGGGAAGUGCACAGCUGGCCAGGCGGGGUUCUCUCCGCCGCAGUUUCAUGCCUUCAGCGGAAGACGUCAACGUCCCCGAAGCCGUGCCUGAAGGUAGCAGCCUCGGCAGCGUCUCCCAGAUGCCCGCCGCCUCCGACGUGCUGGUGGACGACGUGUUCUUCGACAACACGCCGAGCGCCACGCCAUCGGUCCUGGCGGCAGCGGCGGCACCCGUCUGGCCGACGCCUCGCACCCCCCUGGAGCCGGCUCCGCAUCCGGCGAUCCACCGAACAACUGUGACGCCGGUGCAGGGCCAGCGGAAGGAGUCAACAAGGUGGAAGAGGCCUGCCUCAGUGCACGAGGACGUCACGGAUGGCCGCCUCUCCGUCGGCAUGAACCGCAUCGGUGAUAAGGUGCUCGACUGGUGCCUGGAGAACUCCAACCGGCGCCAGUACGGGAUGGGCCUGGUGGGCAGGAUGCUGCAGAGGAGCUUCCGGCGCGACCGCAUCACGCACGACGUGCGCCAGCAGCUGGACGACAUCGAGGACCACAGGCCGUACUUCACCUACUGGGUGACCACGGUCCAGGUGCUGAUCACCAUCAUCUCCCUGGCCGUGUACGGCUUUGGCCCCGUCGGAUUUCACAAGACGCAGAGGACGAGCCUGGUAAUGGUGACAACGCUAACGCUACAGCAGGUAGACUUCUACGAACCGGACAACUUCUGGAUCGGGCCCAGAGCGGCGGACCUGGUUCACUUAGGGGCCAAGUUCACGCCGUGCAUGAGGAGAGACCGUCGGAUCCACGACAGCAUAGCCAAGGACCGGCGGAAAGAGCGCAACACGGCCUGCUGCGUCCGCAACGACCGCUCAGGUUGCGUGCAGACUUCCCGCGACAAGUGCUCGACACGAGGAAUUAUGGCUGGGGAGGUCAUCUCAACGUGGAGGAAAUGGAAUGUGAGCCAACCGGGACCACCGAGAUGGGUUGCCGACCCGUCGGCCGUUGGUCAGGACCGGGGCAUGACUCAGCGUCGCCUGUCAGGCUCGGUCUGCGGUCAGGACCCAAGGUACUGCGAGGAGCCGGCGUCGGUGUUCCCGUUCGAGUGGCCCGACGACAUCACCAAGUGGCCCGUGUGCCGCCGCUCACACGCCAGCCGCAAGGUGCCCGACGCGCACAUGUCGUGCGAGGUGGUCGGCCGUCCCUGCUGCAUUGGUGUGUACGGCGAGUGCCACAUCACCACCCGCGACUACUGCGACUUCGUCGGCGGGUUCUUCCACGAGGAGGCUGCCCUCUGCUCACAGGUCUCCUGCCUAAAUGACGUCUGCGGCAUGAUUCCAUUUGUCAACCCUGAAGUGCCUGACCAGUUCUACCGGUUGUGGACUUCGCUGUUCCUCCACGCAGGGAUCUUCCACCUGUCGAUAACUGUGAUAGUGCAGCUGCUUGUGAUGCGCGACUUGGAGAAACUGGCAGGCCCCGUGCGCACGGCGGUGAUCUACAUGUGCUCCGGCGUGGCCGGAAACCUGGCCAGCGCCAUAUUUGUUCCGUACAGAGCGGAGGUGGGUCCCGCAGGUUCGCAGUUCGGCCUGCUGGCCUGCCUAUUCGUCGAGGUGAUCCACUGCUGGCAGAUGCUGAAGCGGCCGAGCGCCGCCCUGCUCAAGCUCGGCACGGGUGCCGCCGUGCUCUUCCUGCUGGGCCUGCUGCCGUGGGUGGACAACUACGCGCACGUGUUUGGCUUUGUGUUCGGCUUCCUGCUGUCUUACGCCCUGCUGCCGUACGUCUCGUUCGGCAGCUACGACCGGACGGCCAAGGUGGCCCUCAUCUGGGCCUGCCUCAUCGUGUCGGUGGCCCUGUUCGUGGGUCUCGUGCUGCUCUUUUACGUGCACCCCAUCUACGAGUGCUCCUUCUGCCACUAUCUCAACUGCCUGCCCCUCACCCGGGACCUGUGCGACAGCCACCGCAUAAACAUCACCCGCCAGGACACGUGAUCGUGGCCCUUCCUCCCCUCCCGUCGUCACCGACCACCCUUCCGGUGACCACCUCGCCUCCUGUGGCUUCGUCGUCGCCGCCAAAAAAAGAAAAGGCUGCGGCCUGCGCGCUCGUUGUUGCGGACGCAUUCUCGAGAGAAACUAGUUGAGAAACGAGGCUUGCCUCAACAUCCGAGCAGUGCCUGUGACAGUAGAGCGACUGUGUGCGCAUGCCGAGGAGUGAAGGCGGUCGCAUCGGUCCGCUGUUUGCGAGACAUUGAGUGCAGCAAUAUGUAGCGUCGGAAGCGUUUCGGGGCACGGAGGAGAUCGGAUGCGAGGCUUAGGUCACUAGCGAGAGUUGUGAAGUGGAGCUGUUUGAAGUUUCACUCUCUUUGCAUGUAACAGAUCAAUGCAGCAGUGACGAAAACCAGUCAGCCAUUACGGUCCAAGGAUAGAAGAAUGUUGGUUUUGCAUGACCCGUUAAGUUGUCGUCGAAGGACGUCGUUGUGGGACUUCUAGGGUUGGAGGUUUCACCGGGAGUUGCUGCAACUUCAGUUAGCGAUUGUUGUUGAACUUGAGAGCAGACGACGCAUUUCACGCGGGAACGUAGGAUGGCACGGACUAGCCUUGGACGAAUAGUCCUACGACGAUGUCAUUCGACGGCCAUUCGGGCUGCACCUGCUUGAGAACGUACAACGGUAUACACAUACCGUGGAAACAGAAGAGCUGAACCUGACGCUGCCCCCGAAAAACGGAAGUGGUUGAGGUUCUUUGAAAACAAGUAAUAUGUAACUCGUUUCGAGGAGAAAUGGGAAGUCACCCAGAACUCUCGGCUAGCAUGCCGGGCCUCUUGCACAAUUGCUCUAGAACUGUCCAAACCAGUAUUGAAGUGUUUCUGAUGGUUGAGCAGACGACUGAGCUGACGACUCCUGUGUGCCUUGGCCUCGAAGCAACAGGGGCAGUGAAGAAUCUGUAAGGUGCAAAGUACAGGUAGACGUGUGCCCGUAGGAGCAGACGGUCGUCGGCCCUUCAUCACGUAAUGGCAAAGAUGGCAGACGACGUUGUAGGGUCACAGGAUCGAUGGCGUGCUCGACAGAGCCAUCAUCAGUUCUCAUUGAGAGAGGAAGAAAGCUUUGUCAAUGGCUAGUUUCGCAUGCCACUUUCAGUAUUCUGGACGAGAGAUGCUCUCCCGCACAGCUGGCAUGUCACAAUACUCGGGGCACCGUCGUGGUCGGUGUCUGUGACGUCAUCCGCGACUGACAGGGUUGCAUUGUCUGUGACGUCAUCCGCGACUGACAGGGUUGCAUUGGGCAUUCCAGAUGGUUUGAUGAUGACGAGGCACGCGACGGCAGAUCUGCGAAAGUCGUCGUUGAUUUCUUUUUUUUUUUUUUACAUGGGACUGUCCCGUGAAGCAAGCGAUGUCGUUACGUGCGGCUUUACGUCGGAGAGCGACCGUUGUUGGGGAGGGCGACGACAAAGCAGCGACGCGAAGGCACGGCCAGUCGUUCACGAGAGAGCUUCGAGGAGAGUUCAAAACGAGUAUAAGAGCCGUUUGGAGCCUUCAGCGCGGAAGACGAUGAUGCAACUCGUCUUCCACAAACACCAUCCACCUGUUCAGCGUUGGAAAGACAAUGCGCGAAAAACAACAAACAAGAUGAGACGGCGUGCGGUCGAAGGCGGACCGCGCUCACCGAAGCACGCAUGUCUCUGCGGCCUGUCGGCUUUUUUGCAGGCCUGUGUGUUCAUUGAAUUUAGUGGAGAAAAAGAACAGCAAACCUUUCUUUCUCUGCACUUUUUCUGUUUCUCCUGUAUUGUGCGUGGUGAUUGUACAGGUCAAGAUGUGGUGGACUGUGGUGCUUGUUUCACAAGGACUCCACGACGCGGUGUUAGCGCAUAACUUGUUCGACGAUCCUCGUUUUUGCCUGCUUUUGUUUCGCGUGGAUGUUUCUUUUCUCAAAUGUGCGGUGGUGACGUGUUGACUGUUAUUCCACAACGGUUUCGAGACGGAGAGAGCUUGCAACUUUCCCCUCCCUUUUUUUUUUUUUUGUUGGCGGCAAUGUGUGGCGUCGUUCGUGUGGAAUCGUAACUGUGUUAAGCCUGACGUCUGCGGAUCACCCUCCCCCCCCCACCCCUUCUCCUUGUUUGCCCUGCCAUAUUCAAUUUGAUAUUUGAAGGCCAACCCCUUGUUGCUUUUUGUUGACGAACUUUACAACGCGUUGUGUUUUGGCAGAAGUUUACAAUUAGAGAGCGAUGGCUGUUGCUCCGUUUUCUCGUUUCUGCCCGAGCUAGCAGCGCCAAAAAAAAAAAACAUUUCUAAGCUAGCGUUCACUGUCAAAUUAGGUCACAGGGUGUGUUUUUUCUUUUUUCUGGCUUCGUUUUUUAUAGUUACCCUGUUGUGAUACGCCGGUUGUAUUUAGUAGUUUUGUGUUUAUAUGUUUUUAGAUGUUUAUCGAGGAAAAAAAAAACUUCCUGUUAUAUCUAGUCAGAUGCACUCUGACCUUUCCAUUGUCACCUUGUUGGUGCGGCGAGUUUUUUAUGCUUUCACGUGUGAUCGCUAAUCGUUUGGUAUUUGCUCGGUGUUUCGCGUUUUAAUCUGGAAACGUAGUCCUUGUAACACGUUCUUGGAAUAUGGUGAACAUCUCGUGACAUUGUACGACAAGCAUCGUGCGCCUAACUUUGACGAACCGUGUUUGUCAGGACUAGUUAUGUCGACGGCACAGCCAGCAUGCAAGUACGUUCGUUUUAUUUUACGUUCGUCGUAAGUUAGCACUCUUGUUUCGAUCUUUCAAAAAUUCUCGAUCGGGUCUCUGCAAAAGAAGCGCAAGCCUGACGUAUCUGCUGGCCAGUGAAUGGCUUUGUAUUAAUUUUUACAACCAAUUAAUUUCUUGACAUGCUGAUACAAGGCACAUUAAUAACCUUUUACAAAUGCGUGUUGCGGCUUUGUUAACACGUUAAUGCACAACUCUCCAACCAAUGUGGUCACAUGGGACAGGCUCAUUGGCUUGCCAGCUGCAGGCUAGCCAAGCCAAGCUACAAAACUGAAACGCAAAUCCAGACUUCAGUUAUUUAAAGAAUGAAAUGGGCACUUCAAGUGGCUCCGAGUACUUUGACGUGUUAGCUACUGGAAUACAUACACUGAGGUGCCAGGCAUUGCUUUGCUGUAACUGAACUAGUGCUGGAUCUUGAAUUUCUAGUUUCAUCUUUUUAGAAGUAGAGUGCUUGUUGGCAUCGAGCAUUGCAAGCCAAAUUUUUGUUAAUCGAUCAUUCACUAGAGCUAUGUUUGUUGUUCGGAGUUUUGGCCGCGUGACAAGGUUUGUCAGACUCUGUGCGAUAAAAUGAAAGCUAACAUUCUGUCGCUAAGGUCCUGACAGGAGGCGCCAUCACCUAGGUUCUGAUAUUGGGUGCUAGAACAGCCACUUCAGUGUCCAGAAGUUGCAUUACACACUAUUGCAUAAUGUCGCAUAGCAUUAUUAUUAUUUGUAUCGCUCAUUCUACCUCAUUAAUAUAUUAUCCCUGUUAAUCAUGAUAAACUACUUAGUUGCGGCAUUGCUUAGCUUAUUGCAGCCUUGUUUGAUUUGCUUAGAGCGCUUUAAAGGCCGUACUCGGCGACUUCACGAAUUCUGCGUGCAGGCACGUUAGCUUUAUUUCUCCGAGUUACUCUUUUUUAAGUGUUCUAUCAAAUCAACCUGCGCUUUGCAUAAUUAUACAGUAAAAAAAUUUUGGAGCACACAGGUGUUCUUGCGCUGUUUCAUUAUUAUACAUCUUGAAAAGCUUUCUUAUUUGAAUCAAAUCAUAUGCAGCUCUGGUAUCUAAAAAACUACAGGCAGUGUUUGCAAGUUGUUAGUAUUCAUUUCGAUUUUACACGAUUUGGAAUGGGAGAGAUUUCAUUACCGGUCAUUACAAAGCAUACAGAUUUUGAAGCUAAAGGCCUCAUUGCAAAAUUGCGAGUUCCGUUUAUUGAUUUUGUUUGAUCAGUGACCAUGUGUGUGUUCUUUAUUCCAAUAUCAUUAGCUAAAAUGAGGUGUAGUGCCAACGCAAAAAGAUAGACACAAACGAUUGGCAAUACGAGUAGUGAAUUUCCAAUGUGCGGCACUGUCGUAUUACAGAUGUUUCUGUUGUAAGUUCAAACAUUUUGUAUCUUAUGAAAUGAUAUAUCCUUUCUGUAUGAUCACACUAAGUUGACGUAAAGUCCACUGAUUCUUUAACAAGUACGACAUGGCGGAAAAGUUAUGGUAUUGCUAAACUGUAUGUGGAAGUGCUUCGGGGCACUUGUCGCUCGUUGAAAAUUUGUCGCUUUUGACGCUUCACGUUGAUAAGAAGCAUUCAAAUCUGACUGCACAUUAUGUUAUGCACAGAAUACUUCAAGCAAGGGAGCGUUCAUGGCCGGAUAGGUGAUAUCGUGUUCUUUUUUAAGGCACUUUCUGAUUGUUAGUGUGCAAGUUCGACAGAAUUUCAGUCGAUGAUUGCGUGAGUUGCAGUGUGCAUGCAGAAACGUUUACAUUGUAACGAGGCUGUUAUUAAGAGAUCAAAUACUAAUCUGCAUCACCUUCAUCUCGAGCAAUGUUGAAGAAACAUUACUUUUCUCACAGUUUGACAUAACGAUGGUAACGUGAAGUGAUGUUUAAGGUCACCGGCAUAAUAUGACCGUUUUCAUCGGCAUAAUGAGUCACAGAUGGUUGCUUGAUCUUUAGGCACCAGUAGCAACAAACGUUGGGGCAACGUUUUCCGCUGUCCUUUGUUGUCGCAUAUCGGGGGCGAGCCAUUUUUGCACAUUUGGAAACGCGACCAGUUCACUCAAGUUAUGCGCGUUUUGAAAACUUUUCAGACUUCUUUGCAAGAAAUUGUGCAAACUUUGAAACAAAAUCUUAAUUUUUGAUUGCCUUGAGCAGUAAUACUCAGCUCAUACAAGCUCUCAUCCUGAUAGCUAGUAUCCCUAUCGCUGAUAUUAGCAACGAGUUUAAUGCUUAGCCUAACGAUGAUACGUGAUAUUCGGCAUAAUUUCAGUUUGCGGUGAAUCACUUCACCGUAGCUUAUUCAACCACUGAUUGCAAUUGAUAUAAUUUAUGCUACACGGGAAUGUUUUUGCAACAAACAGCUUUAUGCCAGGCAAGAAGCUUUUUAGUAUUGAAUAUUCGGGACAAGCGUUCUUGUUGGUUUAAACAGCCUAUGAUGUAAUGUUAUAAUUGAUAAUAGAUUUGAUACUCAACACCUACAUGCAUUUCUUCAAGCUCAUAUUUUAGCAGUAGCGGCUAAAAUGGAUUAUGAUUUCCCGAAAAUUGUGUUAACAUUACAUUUGAGUGAUAUGCUUCUCGAGCAAUUAACAAUAUUUUCCGAUUACAUGACAGUGUCCAUGCAAUAUUCAGCCUCAUCAUAACUGUAAUGCAUAAUGGCAUUAAAUCUUGUCGUGUGAUCUCACCUCUAAGAAAGUAACAGUUUCGAGCAGUUCAAGAUAUUAGACAUCGUGUCACAUGGCAGGGAUACAAGCUCGUUUUAACGACAACCAUCAAAAACCAUUCUCUAGAAAUUCAUCAUUUGCUAGUAUGAGAAUGAGAAUCAGUCUGUGAGACUUACGAAUUCUGUCGGUCACCUUUCCUUUAUCUCAGUGUGACUCUGUGCAGAUGACCAUAAUGAGGAAACGAAAAACAUUUUCAAAAUUGAGACUAAUUGUCGGAGAGUACUGAUGACGAGCACAAUGAGUUUGCCAGUGUUCCGGGUCCCACUGACCGUCUUUUAGUUAUCCCAGCGCGACUUCAGGCAGGUUUAAUUGAUACUCAGUGCAGACUUGAUCGUCGGAGUGCGCGCGGCCUUCCGCGAAUGAGGUGUUCAGGACGCCUACAUUUUGCCCCCCAUUUUUUUCCUCUUCCGUUGUGAAGCGAGUGUUUGGCGACAAGACGAGGAAUCUAGCGAAGAAGAAGAAAAAACGUGUAGCCUUUCUUUUUUUUGUCUUUCUCUCUCACUGUGUGUGUUAUGUGAGUGGGGAAUAAGCGUGAGGCUUGUAUAAACGUGUAUACAGUGUAUAUAGCGAUACCAACGUAACUAACCAAAGCAAAAAAAAAAAAAGAAAUCACCACCUCACCCCACCUUCCCAAAACCCUCACUCCUUCCUCCUCGUUCUCUACCAAGGGCACACCAGAGUUGACAACUUGACGACGACGGGCGUGCCAAGCGAAGCAAAACGCGUACACUGUGUCGGCGAGCGUUUUUUUACCUUUCUAUACAAGGGAGCGUGUUGAACUUGUUGUACGGUGCCGGUUAUGACUGACCUGUACCGAUGAAGACUCUGAGUGUAUCUUUUUUCUUGCUUUUUUUGUUUGUUUUAAUCCAUUCCCCUGUUGUACAUGCUGGCUUUUGGCCGGAGGUUACCAAAAAGCAAAAAAUUUGGGCAGUGUGGUUUGAGGUUACAAAAGAGAAAAAAAUGUUACGCGAAAGCUAAUGAGAUACUGGUGAAGAGAUAAAAAAAACUACCCCCUCUCCCACUGGACCGCCUCUCUCUCUCUCUCUCCUGAGAACUGUUUCUCGGUUGUAAUAAAUAUAUUUUAAUAAAUGCACACGAUUGAAAGCAGCACUGGUGA
Rhipicephalus sanguineus (brown dog tick) is the source of this 9679-nucleotide messenger RNA. It is a transcript of the gene rho-5, whose product is annotated as inactive rhomboid protein 1. Gene Ontology annotation, cellular component: endoplasmic reticulum membrane. NCBI's taxonomy places the organism in Eukaryota, Metazoa, Arthropoda, Arachnida, Ixodida, Ixodidae. Bases 447 to 3128 code for a protein of 893 amino acids. The record is from RefSeq and is a predicted model, not a curated record. Gene Ontology annotation, molecular function: serine-type endopeptidase activity. Gene Ontology annotation, biological process: regulation of protein secretion; regulation of epidermal growth factor receptor signaling pathway. The transcript is spliced from 16 exons.